Homarus americanus (American lobster) is the source of this 4516-nucleotide messenger RNA. RefSeq names its product metabotropic glutamate receptor-like. NCBI's taxonomy places the organism in Eukaryota, Metazoa, Arthropoda, Malacostraca, Decapoda, Nephropidae. Gene Ontology annotation, biological process: G protein-coupled glutamate receptor signaling pathway; regulation of synaptic transmission, glutamatergic. Gene Ontology annotation, molecular function: group II metabotropic glutamate receptor activity. The record is from RefSeq and is a predicted model, not a curated record. Gene Ontology annotation, cellular component: membrane.
AUGAGCCUAGUCUCUGUGCUGAUGAUUCCCGACCACCUAAACCUGCGCCUUGGCUCACGGGAACUCAAUCAUAUUGUAGUCAUGUGUCCCAACUAUAGGGCCUCAACCUACCGCUGGUGUCUAGUCGUGAGUGUGGUCGGGUCACAGGUGAAUUUUGAUGAGAGAGGUGACGGACCUGCCAGAUACACUAUCUACAACUUCCGCAAGAUACCUAACUCUCACAACUACAACUACAGUGUACUGGUUGGCAGCUGGUACAGUAAGCUGGACCUUUACUUGAGUGAGGUGUCUUGGUCAGGUAACUCUUACACUAUCCCUACCUCGGUCUGCUCACGACCCUGCCAAGUGGGCGAGAUUAAGAUCAUGCAGCAGGGCGACACGUGCUGCUGGAUCUGUACACUACAGGACUGGGAGAUGAUGGUUGGGGAAUUCACCUGCCAAGAUUGUGGUCCUGGACGCUGGCCUUACGACGAUAAGAUGGGAUGCUUCGACCUGCCCCACAAAUACAUGCAGUGGACGUCUAUCUUCGCCCUGGUACCAGUCGCCAUCUCCUCUGGUAUCGUUCUCACCCUCACCGUCAUCAUUAUCUUCACCAAACAUGACGACACCCCCAUCGUUAAGGCAUCCGGCAGGGAGCUCUCCUACAUGUUGCUCUGUGGUAUCCUCAUCUGUUAUCUCAAUACCUUUCUUCUCCUCGCUAUGCCGGGUGCUACCAUCUGCGCUCUGCAGAGGUAUGAUGUAUAGUUUCGCUUCUCCAUGAUCUACGGCGCCCUCCUGACGAGAACCAACAGGAUCUCCAGGAUUUUCGACUCGGCCUCCAGGUCGGCGCGGAGACCAGGCUUUAUUAGUCCUAAGAGCCAGGUCAUUAUCACCUGUUCCCUCGUCUCCGUCCAGGUGGUGGCGACGGUGGUGUGGUUGAUCAUAGAGAACCCCGGUGCCAGGUUCGACUACCCGACACGAGACCAGGCGAUCCUCAAGUGUCGGAUCAAGGGGUCGUCGUUCCUGCUCUCCCUCAUCUACAACAUGGUCCUCAUCACCACCUGCACCGUGUACGCCGUCAAGACCAGGAAGAUCCCCGAGAACUUCAACGAGAGUAAGUUCAUCGGCUUCACCAUGUACACCACCUGCAUCAUCUGGCUCGCCUUCGUCCCCAUCUACUUUGGCACCGGCAACUCCUACGAGGUACAGAUCACUACCCUGUGUGUGGCCAUCUCCUUGUCGGCGUCGGUAGCGCUGGUGUGUCUCUACUCCCCCAAGAUCUACAUCAUCGUCUUCCACCCCGACAAGAACGUUCGUAAACUCACCAUGAACAGCGCCACCUACAAGAAGGCGCCAACAGCCUCCAGCGCCGCCUCCGUCAAUCAUGGGUCGGAGGGCGUGAAACUGCAGACGGUGCCAGGAACACCCUCACGCACAGCUACAGAGGGAGGAAGUCAAGGGGCAAUGGAGAACGAGGCACUUCUUUGAAGGAGACGCAAGUCUACUAGAUGGCCGCCUGAAUGUUACUCUCACUCGUCGUCAGUGUUGACUCUAGACUUAGGGUUUAGUGGAAGACCCUGAUCCAAUGUUGUUAUUGUACCAUGUUUGUUCACUGGUGUUGUGGGUCACUGAACCGUGAAGACUGUCACCACUUCGUCACUCCUCGUGGCUCUUGAUCAACCCAGUAAUGUUUGGGGUCCCGGGAAGGACUUUCAGGAGUUACUGGAAGGACACGCUUGACAGUCACAGAGAACCUUCCAGUCUUUUUGAAAUCACUGUUGUGGAUGAUCUGCCUAUGGCGCCGGUGACCUCCCGACCCUCUCAAGAAUACCAAUGGUCGUCGAAGAUACUGCCAUACCUACAUCCCUGUCGACGUCCCACAACUGAGUUAACGAGGGAUAAACGCAAGACUUCAUGGAGGCAUCACAAUGUUCGGAUGACAAAGUGUUAAUUCCAUAAGUUAAAAAUAGCGUUAUACGAGCACUUAUGACUCUCAUUAUUUACUAUUAAGGUAUUGUGUCUAUACCAAUGAUCAAGAUAGGUAUUGUUUUCAUAUUUCUGUGUCCAUGAUGUUCUUAGCUCGUCCGUUAUCCCCCGCGUGGGUGAAAAUACCAUAUCAUUAGUGUUAUUUACUUAUUCCAAUCAGAUGAUAACAUACCAAAGAUACUACGGGAAUUAUUGCACAUACAUACUACUGUUGUGACUCCUAUAAUACAACUUGUUUAAACGAUGCAAAAAAAUUCUUGAGUGCUAUGUGCCAAGUGUGUCCUCUGACUUGAGUGCGCAGGAAGAAAAUCUCUCCGAAUUUUAGUGCAUUGGAGUGAUCUUUCAAUGUUUGUAGGACGAAAUGAGGUACUUAGUGCAUACACAAAAAUGCGAUACAGGAUGACAGUGAGUACAGACGCUUUAUAUCGAAAAUACUACAAAAAGUCUCUCUACUACAGUAAUAUGAAGACGUAGAAUGUGAAUGAAGGUUUAGUGACAAGUUCGUUUUGGUGUGUGUGUCGAACUGUAUGUAAUCCAAUAUGAAGAAAAAUUAACCAUUUUUUCCUCUUAGUUCCAAGAAAACUAAAAUUGCAACAAUAUGUCUGAAGGAGAAACAAAAAAAUGCCCAAAGAAAAAAGGAAAACAGGAAACAAAAUAAAAAAAAUAAAAUAAAAAAAGGUACAGAAUUUGUGAUGUGUGGUGAUGAAUUAUAAUUUAUCUAGAACUAAAAUAAAAUCCCUUGAAAUAUUCAUGCUACAGUUUAAGAUAUUUACUAACGCUGAUAUAAACAAUAAUAGGAUAAAUAUAAACAAAUUAUUUUGAUUCCGAAACAGAAAAUAGACAGAAGAAUGAACUCCAGUUUCAAUAAAUUCAUGUGAUCAUUAUAAGCAAAAAUAUUAUAGAUCAAAUAGCGGAUGAAUGAAAUCCCUUAAAUGAAAAAUAAUUAAAGGCAGAGGAAAACUAAAAUUAUACAUCACACACACCAGAGGAUCCCCAGUGAAGAAUAAUUUAUCACGUGUGGAUCAUCUGUCACCAGCUAACAAAAACAUUACCACCAGACAGCAAGAAGAUGGAUUAUACUGUUGAUCAUAUUAAUCAGACAAUCCUUAACUAUUACCAGCAGGCACUGAGGGUAUAAGGUACCACACGCCCACCACACCCACUAACCUGGCAGUGUGGUAGAACAAUGACAUAUCAGCCCUAGUUCCCCAGGAUAGGUAUAAAGACAACUACUAUUUCCUGUUGGGGCACUAGAAGCACCUCUGGCCUACUGUUGUAUCACGCUGUAGGUGCAGGAGUGAGUCUGAUAUAACACUUUGAAAUGUGUUUUGUUUUUUUAUCUAUUUUUUUUAAUACAUGUCUUUUGUUACAUGUACUAUGGUGCUCUUUUUCUAAGGUCUGCACAACUCUCCCUCUCUCUCCAUGUCUUAACUUUGGUUUCAUAAAAUCUAAACUAUCUAUUGUAAAAAGACUCGUAAUUAUGUCUCAUAGAUUAAAUCUUUAGAGUAAAAGGUUGACUAGUUUCGCCAUUGCUCUAAAGUUUUGACCAUUACGAGCUCUCGUCUAUCCUCAUUGGACAGUGUUCUUGACCAAUUAAAAAACGAGUCUUUCCUCAUCGUCAUUGGUUAGUUGUUUUGUCCAAUCACCAUAUGCGUCUUCUGAAUCUGAGCCCACAGAAGACGACGAAUGGUCGUUGGGAAAAUUUCUUUGUGUACAUUUAGUUGAUCAUGUCCACCAGUGUGCGGGAGUUCUUGUUUAUGUGUACAUGUGUGCGUGCAUUAAAAUGUGUGUAAAUACGAGUGUACGUAUACCGCCUUCUCAGUUCAGCGGUUGUCCUAAGAUGAUGACAUACUGUACGAGUUUGUUCAAAGAAAAUAUGCAGAGCGAAUUCUGAGAAAUCUCCCAUACUGUUAUAGUAAUUCUUACCAACUGUUAAUACCGUGUAUACUAACGAUACUACAGAUAAAACUACUACUACAUGUACUACUACUACGACUAUUACAUUUACUUAUUUAAAGUGGCCUCAAACCUUCCCUUACAGCCACACCUACUACUACUACUACUACUACUACUACUGCAGUUAUCAAGAGAACCAGGGAAUGCAUCUCUCUCCCUCUCAUCAAAAAAUAAUUCGUGAAUUCCAUCAUUCUCGCAAGUCUUUCAAUUGCAUUAUGGAAACAAGUCACAAGAGAGAUUCCUCCCUUCUCCGUCGUGACGUCACCACUUGGCAUACCGCCACAGCCUAUGUGACAUUACAUCUAUGUGUUAUGUGUGUGUGUGUGUGUGUGUGUGUGUGUGUGUGUGUGUGUGUGUGUGUGUGUGUGUGUGUGUGUGUGUGUGUGUGUGUGUGUGUGUGUUUUAGCUGAUGUGUUUGUAAGUGUCAUUGCAAGUUGUACAUAAACGAUGUUUAUAUUUCCUACAUAAUACUCAUACUGAUGUUAUUAAGUGCACCUUGUAUAUAAAUUUAGGUAUUUGCACAAAGCCUCAUGUAAAGCUUGGUCGUAAAGUACGUGUGCAUGGCGCGAGUUGUUCUGGUAGAGUAGUGAAGCCC